UUUAAGAUUUUUGGAAAUUUAUCGUGUAGUCGCUAUGAUUCUAUCAAGCUUCUGAUAAAUUUUCAUUAACUUUAAAUCCGAGAUCAUCAUUCACUCACCAUCGAUCUUCACUAACAUCGUGAAUAUACUUGACUAACUUUAAGAUGAUUCGCGUGCUAACAUACUAACAAUUGACUUUAAUUUCCGCAUUUUAUUAUAUUGUUCUUUAUAUUUCUUGCUUUAUGCUUUAUUUUAGGGUUAAAUAUACUUCACCCCCUGCCAAUAUAGCGAGAUUCGGUUUGCCCCCCCUGAAUGAUUUUUUUUACAAAACGCCCCUUAUAAAACCCAAAUCAUGGAUUUACCACUCCUUGUUACCACACGAGCUGACUGGGCAAUGGAAGACUGGACACGCUGGCGCUGACAUGGCUGAGUUCUUAGGUUUGAAAUGAAAUUCAUAUGUUUACCCCCCCCCCCCCCCCCCCCCAAAUCAUACAUUUCCAGAUUAGGGUUUUUUGGUAAAAUUAGAAACGAGAGGUAGAAGACGGGAACGAUGGCUGAAGACGGCGGCGCAACGGUGGAAUCGGCUGAGUUGAAUGUAAGGUUUGACUGUUUGUUUCACCAUGGAGGAGAAUUCAUGAAGCCUCACGACGGUGAGAUGAUUUACAGAGGCGGGGUUACGACGCUUAUCACCGGUGUACACAUUGAAAGCUGGACUCAGAGUCACAUUCAAAAGGUGGUAAGUGGGUGGGGGUAUGUAGCUGGAUCGUUUAGGUUAUGGACCAAAAUUCUUGAAAUAGAUCCUAAUUAUUUCCAGAUUAAGAGUGAUUCUGAUGCUUAUGAUUUAGCUGCGUUUGCUUGUACAAUGAGAGUUGAUGGGAAAUUGUUUGUUGAACACGAUGCAGAUAUACACAGUAGUAAACCUAGGUGUGUGAAUGAAAGUGUAGAGUUAGAGGUAAGUGAUGAAGAGAUCGUAGAAGGGAUGAAUGAUAGUGAGGAUGAGAGGGCCACAGCUCUUGAUGAUGGCUUUAGAGCUGUUGAUGUUACUUUACCAGUUAGUGAGGGCCCUAUUGUAGCUGGUUUUUUGACUUAUCCUAGUAAGAGAAAAGGUGAGAGUGAAAAUAAAGGUGAGGAUGAUGAAUAUAUAAGUGAGGAUUUACUAAGUUCUGAUCCUGAUGCAUCAGGGGAUGAAAAAGAGCCUAGGUUUGAGAAGUUUAAGAAGGAGGAGCUUAAUAAGGAUUACAAAUUUAAAUGGGGUAUGGAGUUCAAUACCCUAGAUGAUUUUAGAGAGGCCAUCCGUGAGUGGACAGUAUUAAAUGGGAGGGAAAUUACCUUUGUAAAAAAUGAGAGUUAUAGAGUGAGGGUUGAGUGCAAGGCCAAAUGUGGUUUUUUAAUGCUUUGCUCUAAAGUGAGCCAUAAGCACAGUUAUGCCAUAAAGACUAUAAAAGAUACCCACACAUGUGCUAGGGUUUUGGAUAACAAAAGUGCAAGUUCUAAGUGGGUGACUAAGGCUGUGGUCAAAAAGAUGAGAACAUCUGACAAGGUAAGGAUUUGUGACAUAAUCCAAGACAUGAGGCAAAAUUUUUCUGUUGGGAUCACUGUGUGUAGGGCCUGGAAAGCAAAGUUGAUUGCCAAAAAAAUCAUUGAAGGAGAUGCAGACAAGGAGUAUGCAAAUCUGUGGAGGUAUGCAUCUGAGUUGCAUAGGGUCAAUCCUGGAAACACUGUGAAGAUAAACAUAGAGAGGCCUUUACCUACCAUCCAACCAAGGUUUGGAUCUUUUUAUUUCUAUUUUGAUGGAUGUAAGAAAGGUUUUAUAAAUGGUUGUAGACCCUUCAUUGGGGUAGAUGGAUGUCAUUUGAAAACAAAGUAUGGAGGUCAACUAUUGAUUGUUGUUGGAAGAGAUCCAAAUGAUCAAUACUUCCCUUUGGCCUUUGGAGUGGUGGAAACAGAAACCAAAGAAUCAUGGAGGUGGUUUAUUCAACUGUUAAUGGAAGACAUUGGGCAUGACAAAAGAAUUGUGUUCAUCUCAGAUCAGCAAAAGGGACUGGUUGCAGUUUUUGAAGAGUUGUUUGAAAGAAUUGAACAUAGAGUAUGCUUGAGGCACUUGUAUGCGAAUUUUAAGAAGAAGUUUGGUGGAGGAGCAUUGAUAAGAGACUUGAUUAUGGGAGCAGCCAAGGCAACCUACCAACAAGCAUGGACUUUGAAGAUGAAUCAGUUGAAGGCUGUAGAUCCAAAGGCUUGGGCAUGGCUCAUGGCAGUUCCUACAAAGUCUUGGUGUAAGCAUGCAUUUUCAUUUUAUCCUAAGUGUGAUGUGCUUAUGAAUAACAUAGCUGAAUCAUUCAAUGCCACUAUUUUGAAUGCUAGAGAUAAACCUAUACUGACCGUGUGCGAAUGGAUUAGAAAAUAUCUGAUGAGUAGGUGUAGUAGUUCUACUUUGAAACUAGACAAGUGGCCACACAAAGUGAUGCCUAUUCCCAGGAAAAGAUUGGACAAUGAGGUAGAUAUGAGUGGUCACUGGUUGCCAACAUGGGCUAUGGAAGAGAAAUUUCAGGUCACACAUGCCUAUAACAGGCAAGAGUUCAUAGUUGACAUUGCUAAAAAGAAUUGCACAUGUAAUUUUUGGGAUCUGGUAGGUAUUCCAUGUAGACAUGUUGUGGCUGCAUUAGGGUUUAGACAACAGAACCCUGAGGAUUUUGUUCAUGAGUAUUACACUAGAGACAGGUAUGCCAUGUGCUAUGGAUUUGCUAUUAGUCCAAUUAAUGGCAUUGACAUGUGGCCUGAGGUAGAAAGUGAAGAACUUUUACCUCCUAGUUACAAAAAGGGACCUGGAAGGCCUAGGAAGCUAAGGAUAAGGGAAAGUGGGGAAGAGGGUGCUAGAAGAAGGUUACCUGGUGUAUCUUAUAGAUGCACCAGGUGUGACAAGGUGGGCCACAAUGUUAAGACAUGCAAGAGCAAGAGGCAAAAUCAUAGUGCCAUGAAAAGAAAGAAGAAAAUGAGACCAAAUGCUAAUGAAGAAGGUACUAGCAAUGUUGGAAGUCAGUCUGCUCCAAACAAUGAAGAAGGUACUAGCAAUGUUGAAAGUCAGUCUGCUCCAAACAAUGAAGAAGGUACUAGCAAUGUUGGAAGUCAACCUGCUCCAAACAAUGAAGACCAUGAAGAUACCAAAACUGAUUCAUUGUUUGGAGAUGUAAUUGAUGACAUGCUAAGCAGCAUACCAGACUUCCAUUCUCAGGCAUCAACAAGCAACAACUACAAGGGCAAGGGAAAGAUGAUUGACAAACCAGUUGUGAGGAGAAGGGUAAGUGAGAGGAUAAAGGAGAACUGGUUCAAGAAACCAAAACCAUUCACUGGUCCAGGUUCAAACCCUGAGCAGCCUAUUUGUAUGGACAUUGAUGAAGAGAAAUCUUCAAAGAUUACUCCAAAAAGGGCAUCCAAGAUUGCUCCAAAAAAGCCAUCCAAGCAUUCUCCAAAGAAGCCUUCAAAGGGUACUCCAAAGAAGAAUACUCCAAAGAAGACUACUCCAAAGAAGGGAACUCCAACAAAGAAGACUUGA
Molecule: messenger RNA, 3529 nt
Organism: Vicia villosa (hairy vetch)
Lineage: Eukaryota; Viridiplantae; Streptophyta; Magnoliopsida; Fabales; Fabaceae
Exons: 4
Coding region: 530-3529 (999 amino acids)
Molecular function (GO): zinc ion binding
Source: RefSeq, a predicted model, not a curated record